UAAACGUUGAAGAAUAAACUAAUGGAAGUAGCCAAUAAAUAAAUAUAAAGAUAUGCAAGUUAAUACUGUCAAUCUCUUGACAUGGCUCCUGCUGGUGGUAGCUCUCGUCUGGAGCUGGCAAUUCGAUGGAGCUGUGGCCAUGCCACAUGUUGAACCGCGCCAUCAAACCUGCGAUAAUGAGCGGCGAUACGAGAAUCAGGUCAUGUGCGAGGGCAAAGCGUUUGGCGCACUGGUGCCAUAUCCGGAUAAUUGUAGGCUUUUUCUCGUCUGCGAUUGUCUGUAUCCCACGGUGAAGCAAUGUCCUGCCGAGCUCUGGUGGGAUAAUUCCACUCAGAUAUGCAAUUAUCCGCAGUCGGUGAAUUGUGUGUACUACACGAUUGAAACACCCGAGCCCACGGAUGGAACUACGAGAAUUACAUCGGGAAUUAUCACUGAAUCAACACCUUUGAGCACGCCAAGUGUCACCAAAGAGACAACAACUUUGAGCACUCCAAAAGUGACGGACGUUCCCUGCAUAACACCCACAACAUCACCUCCUACAUCCAGCUGGGAUCCGCCACCACCGCCGCCUGGCACUCCCGAUGAUUUCUGUAGACCGUAUCCGGAUGGUUCGGUGCAUCGUUAUCCGUACGAUUGCCAGGCGUACAUCAACUGCACCCAUGGCUGGCCUGUGCUCAACUAUUGCAUCCAGGAGAAGGUCUUCAACGAGUGGCUUCUAAUCUGCGAUACUCCCGACACAACCGAAUGCGAGGAGCUGCCGUUGCCCACUGUGCCGACAACUACCACUGUGGCUCCUACUUCCACCACUACAGAAUUGCCUUUAACUUCCACCACAGCAGCAGAAGAUGUAGAAUGCGGACCCACUCCAGAGUUUGUGGCUGAGGAUUACUGCCAGCCUUUGGGUAAUGGGUUCUACGAGUAUCCCUACAAUUGCAGUGCGUAUCUCUCAUGCCGCAAUGGCUGCACGGAUUUGGAUUAUUGCAUUUCGGAUAAGUUGUUCAAUCCAUGGCUGCACAUCUGCGAUACUCCCGAUUCUGUGCACUGCGAUCCGCAGCCAUAUCCAACAGUUCCACCAACUUCCACGACUCCUGCGAGUACGACAACUUCUGUGGAUGUUUCCACGACUGACAGCAUCACUGCCACUACAGAGGCAGUCACUAGCACCACGCAGGGACUGCCCUCCGAUGUGAAUCCGAAUGAUUGUAAUGGUCUUCCCGAUGGCAGUCGAUUGCCAUAUGCCGGCAACUGUUCGCAGUUUAUUCUCUGCAAGGAAAAUAGCGUGGAGAUGGGCCAAUGUCCACCUUCGACGCUCUUUAAUCCGGAUUUCCUAAUCUGCGAUGAGGCUGAUGAUGUCUUGUGCUAUGGCGAUCGCACCACCACACCGAUACCCACCACAACAACCACUGAGGCGACCACACCCACGCCCACCACAACGACAACGAAGGCCACAACACUGGGACCCGCGGAGCUGUGUGCGGGGCAGGAUAUGGGAACAUCCUAUCCGUAUCCCGAGGAUUGCUCACAAUACUAUUUGUGCCUGGGAGGUGCACAAUGGGUACUGGCGCCCUGCAUUUAUGGCAGCUACUUUGAUCCCAAGACAAUGAAUUGUGGCCCCAAUGUCUCUCCGACGGCCUGCCAAGAAGGAGAAGCUACGACAGCAGCGACCACAACCACCGAAAAGAUAACCACACCCACACCCACAACGGAGAAACCCUCGACAACCACAGGGGCAACAACGACAACAACUCAAGCGCCAUCGGGUGGCAUUUGCGGUGACCGAGAUGAGGGUGAAAAUAUCGCCUAUCCAAAGGAUUGCAACAAAUACAUCGUCUGUGUGUCGCCCAUACCCAUUGCCUUCUACUGCCCAGCAGGAUCCUACUUUAGUUCCAAGUUCCAAAACUGCGCCAGCUGGGAAGACAGCGAUUGCGAUCAGGAUGCCAGCACCACAACGGCUAGCCCAGGCAUAACCCAACCACCAUUGGAGCCAACUAUGUGCACAAACAGUAGCCGCGAUACCUUUCCCUAUCCGGACAACUGUCAGUGGUUCAUUCGCUGUGUGGAUGACUACAUCUACAUGAUGGACGUCUGCAACUGCGGGGAGUUCUACGAUCCUAUUAGCGGCAAGUGCGGAGCAGAUGUUCCAUCCGAUGCCUGUCGCUGGGACUAUACAUCCACCACGACAACCACCAGUGAACCGACCACCAGCACAGCGGUAACCAGGCCGCCACCGCAGAAGAACCCUUGCGACAAUGUUGCGGAUGGUGCUUUGGUGCCGUAUCCCAAUGAUUGCUCCAAGUACAUCAAAUGCGAUCGCCCCAUAGCAACGGCUUUCGACUGUGACGAAGGGGAUGAGUUCAGUGUGGAGCUGGGAAAGUGUGUAGACGCUUCUAUAGCCGGUUGUUCAGUUACAACCACUGUCAAUCCUUGGGGAUCGACAACGCCAACGAUACCAUCGACAAAGACAACCACAGGGGAUUCUUCAACAGAUUCUUCGACGGAAUCGUCUACAGACUCUUCGACGGAAUCUUCAACUGCUUCCUCUACUGUCUCUUCCACUGAUGCUUCCACGGAAUCAUCAACAGAUUCUUCCACAGAUUCCUCCACAGCUUCAUCAACCGUUUCAAUCACCACUCCAGAACCAGAUUCUACUGCAACAGCGCCUGGAACAACCACCACAGAUUCACCAACAACACCAAAACCAUCUGGCGGAGUGUGUGAGGGCAAAACGGAUGACUCUCUGGUGCCGUAUCCCAAUAACUGCAGCAAAUAUAUCAUGUGUCACUACCCGAUUCCUGUGGCCUUUGACUGUGGCGACGGUUUGGAGUUUAGUCCAACGGAAUUGCAAUGUAUGGAUCCUGAUUUGGCAAAUUGUAGUCCGAAGGUGACAACUCCUACAAUACCUACAUCUACGACUACGGAAUCUUCAACAACGGAGUCUACUACUACAGAGUCUACAACAACAGAGGAACCUACAACUAGAGAACCUUCGACAACAGUGUCCACAACAACUGAGCCUUCGACAACUGAGUCUACGACCAAGGAACCAUCCACCACGGAGUCUACGACCAAGGAACCGUCAACAACAGAGUCUACAACUAAAGAACCUUCCACAACAGAGUCCACAUCAACUGAGCCUUCGACAACUGAGUCUACGACCAAGGAACCAUCCACAACUGAGUCUACGACCAAGGAACCGUCAACAACAGAGUCUACAACAGCGUCUACAACUAAAGAACCUUCCACAACAGAAUCCACAUCAACUGAGCCUUCGACAACUGAGUCUACGACCAAGGAACCGUCAACAACGGAGUCUACGACCAAGGAACCGUCAACAACAGAGUCUACAACAGUGUCUACAACUAAAGAACCUUCCACAACAGAGUCCACAUCAACUGAGCCUUCGAUAACUGAGUCUACGACCAAGGAACCGUCUACAACGGCGUCUACUACUACGGAGUCUACUACUACAGAGUCUACAACAACCGAGGCAUCAACCACAGAGUCAACCACCAGGGAGCCUUCAACAACAGAGUCUACAACAACCGAGCCUUCAACAACUGAAUCUACCACAAAGGAACCGACUACAACAGCGUCCACUACCCAAGAACCCUCCACUACCGAGUCUACUACACAGGAGCCCUCAUCCACUGCCAAGGAACCAACUACUUUGGACCCCUACACCCCCAAUAUUUGCUGUGGCCUUCCUCUGGGAACUCUGUUGCCAUAUCCGAAUGAUUGCAUGCGUUAUGUGGUUUGUGAUUAUCCCAUUCCUUAUGCAGUCGAUUGCGAUGAGGGAACUUUCUUUAACGAGAACUUGCUUCAAUGUACAGCCAUGCCAACUGAAAGUUGCAUCUACAAAAGAAGAUAAACAAUAUUAGUAAAUUUAAUAAAACA
Drosophila guanche is the source of this 3894-nucleotide messenger RNA. RefSeq names its product mucin-2. NCBI's taxonomy places the organism in Eukaryota, Metazoa, Arthropoda, Insecta, Diptera, Drosophilidae. Gene Ontology annotation, cellular component: extracellular region. The transcript is spliced from 2 exons. The record is from RefSeq and is a predicted model, not a curated record. Gene Ontology annotation, molecular function: chitin binding. Bases 53 to 3868 code for a protein of 1271 amino acids.